Molecule: messenger RNA, 879 nt
Organism: Cylindrotheca closterium
Lineage: Eukaryota; Bacillariophyta; Bacillariophyceae; Bacillariales; Bacillariaceae
Source: the annotation of a GenBank genome assembly
AUGUCCGACUCUGAUGAAGAAAGCAACAACUCCAUGGACGAGGAAAUGAAGGCCAAGAUUGCCGCCUUCAUGGAAGACGUCGAGGAUGACGAUGAAGAGGAGGCUGCCGAAGAAGAAGAUGAUGCUGGAAGUGAUAGCGAUCUGAAGGAUCUUGACGUUCCGUCUGAUCUCCCAGUGAACACAAUAGAUUACCUUGUUAUUGGUACUAGUGACCUUGAAAAGGGAAGAGAAAAAUUCACUGAAAUGACUGGUUUGAAGACCGGAAACCUCACAGCCAUGCGUGGUGGCGGUGGUACUAAGAGUGUUCUUUGUCGCUUGGCAGGCAACGUCUAUAUCGAAAUCAUGGCACCUGAUGGUACCAGAACCGACGGCACUCCUGGAGCUCUUGCUAAAGUUCCCGAGGGAGAAUUGAUUGCCUUCCACUAUGCUGUUCGCAGCCCUCCAGAAGCCGUCAAUGGAAUGGUCCCAGACUCUUCGUGGGCACUCGAUAAAAUUACCAUGGUUGGAACUGGAUCUCCUCUUGAAUUCAAGGAGGAGGAUGGUCCCUACAAGUGGGAUUUGACCUAUCUUCUAAACCACGACCUAGGAGGAUGCGUGCCAUCCUUUGUCAACUGGAGAUCGAAUGAAGCUCACCCCACCUGCCGUUUGGAAGAUUCUGGUGCCAAGAUAAAGAAGGUUUCGGUUCGUGUUCCAGAAGGCCACAAGGUCCUUGGUUUGUUGGAGACAGUUGAUGGAGUCAAGAUUGUUGCUGGAAAGCCCAAACUCGUUUUUGAAAUCGAGACCCCCGAAAAGGGCAAGGUCAAGUUUGAAGGAAAGAAUGUUAUGGGUGUUGUAAUGCCUGGAUACCAAGAUACUUCCCACCAAUCGUACAACAAGUAA